This is a messenger RNA of Phasianus colchicus (ring-necked pheasant), 5147 nucleotides long. It is a transcript of the gene PLP1, whose product is annotated as proteolipid protein 1. NCBI's taxonomy places the organism in Eukaryota, Metazoa, Chordata, Aves, Galliformes, Phasianidae. Gene Ontology annotation, biological process: axon development; central nervous system myelination. Gene Ontology annotation, cellular component: myelin sheath; plasma membrane. Gene Ontology annotation, molecular function: structural constituent of myelin sheath. The record is from RefSeq and is a predicted model, not a curated record.
GGCACCCAGAGGGGACAAUACAGGGCGAGGGACUGCCAGGGGAGGCGAGGGCUGCAGACAGAGCCAAGCGCACGGGGAGCUGAGCGAGUCGGGUGCCAUGGGUCUGUUGGAGUGCUGUGCCCGCUGCCUCAUCGGGGCACCCUUUGCCUCGCUGGUUGCCACCGGGCUCUGCUUCUUUGGAGUUGCGCUGUUCUGUGGCUGUGGGCACGAAGCCCUCACUGGCACCGAGCAGCUCAUUGAGACCUACUUCUCCAAAAACUACCAGGACUACGAGUAUCUCAUUGAUGUCAUCCACGCUUUUCAGUACGUCAUCUAUGGCACAGCUUCCUUCUUCUUCCUCUACGGAGCCCUGCUGCUGGCCGAAGGCUUCUACACCACCGGCGCCGUCCGGCAAAUCUUCGGGGACUACCGGACCACCAUCUGCGGCAAGGGCCUCAGCGCAACGGUAACUGGGGGCCCGAAAGGGAGGGGAGCGCGAGGCCCCCAGCGAGCUCACUCUUUGCAGCGGGUGUGUCAGUGUUUGGGAAAGUGGCUAGGACAUCCUGACAAGUUUGUGGGCAUUACCUAUGUCCUGACCAUCGUCUGGCUCCUGGUCUUCGCCUGCUCCGCCGUGCCCGUCUACAUCUACUUUAACACUUGGACCACCUGCCAGUCCAUCGCCAACCCCACCAAGACCACUGCCAGCAUUGGCACGCUGUGCGCGGAUGCCAGGAUGUACGGUGUCCUGCCCUGGAAUGCGUUUCCUGGGAAAGUGUGUGGCUCCAACCUGCUCUCCAUCUGCAAGACCAGCGAGUUCCAAAUGACUUUCCACCUCUUCAUUGCGGCCUUUGUGGGGGCUGCCGCCACGCUGGUCUCACUGCUCACCUUCAUGAUCGCCGCCACUUACAACUUCGCCGUCCUCAAGCUGAUGGGCCGGGGCACCAAGUUCUAGCCGGCGAGGUGGAGCCCAGCCAGACACGCACCCUCCUUUCCUCUAACCCCGAGGCUUUAACACUGCAGCCACCCGACACCAGGUCUCCUGCCUUAACGCUGCCUUCGCCGCUGACUCCCCUCCUCUUCCUCCCUCGCAUCCAUCGUGCUGAGCGUGACCAGGAAGAGCUUCUCACCAAUGGACGCCUCUUCAUGCACUUUUCUCUCUGUGCUCAUCCAUAACCGGUUCGCUCUAGGGCCAAAACCAGCAAGAGAAGAGGAGGGACUCACUCCGGUGUCCCAACGUUGCCUAUAGGGAUGAGCAAAAGCCUUCACGCUCCUGGGAGGCAGAAAUCCAUGUGUAGGUUGCUCCAGGAGUAGCGUGAAGGAGGCUCCCUAGAGAGAAAAGGAAGUUGGCCGGGUCCCGGUCCCAUUGCUGGAGCCUCUCCUGGAGCUGACUGCCGGCACCUCUCCUGGAUGGAGGAUGAGAAGGAUUUUUUUUUCCCCUAGUAAAGAAAGAUGAAUUUACCCCAAAGUGCCCGCUGCAGACAAGGCAAAGGGAGUUUAGGGCAAGGAUCUUCCCAUUGCGGAGAAGAGAGCGCUGACCCCGAUGCUGAUAAAGCCCAUGUCCCUAACCCAGCUGCUCCUAUUAAAGCCUGGAGGAGUUUGGUGUCUGUAUGCAAAGGGCACCCUCGGCUUUAGGCUCCAGCACCGCAGUGCCGGGUGAGGGGACCGCCUGUGCUGUGCUACAGAGCAGAGCUGGAGCAGCCCCUUUGUAGCACAGGAUAACCCACGGACGGCCCAUCUGCUCCAAACUCAGCCAUUCCUUCACAAUGGUGCUCUUCUCUCGGGGUGACAUUUGCUUCUGUAACGUUUGCUGUGCCUGCAGUCUCCGUUUUCGUUCCACAUUCGCCCUCCCCACCAACGGGUGCCCCGCUCUGCUCCCCCCAUCCCACCCCGCCUUGUGCUAACGCUUUGUGUUUAUUUAUUGGAGAAACUACUUUUAAUGGCAGACCAUCGCUCCAUCCUGCACGGAUAUUUUAUUUUAUUAUUGUUUUGGUUGUUUUUUUUUUUAAUUUAAUUGUCUGUAUUACGAUGAUUCUGUCGGCUGGGGGCAGGGAUAACGGGUCGGUCUGCUGAGCAGAGCGCUCCGAGGAUCCUUGCUGCCCAGCACUGAGCUCAGCCAUGCUACCAACGCACACGGGCUGGGGAGGGGGAGAUGGGGAGAAACCAGGCAAGAUCUGGGGGGGGGUCCAUUUCACAUCACCACCGUCGCUCUUGGGAGGGUUUGCUGGUGGGUUUUUGGUAUCGAUUUAACAACAAAUAACCGGGUCCUCCUUCCCACCCUUGCCCCCAGACCCCAAACAAACACACACACACACACACGCACACACACACACACAGUUAAUCGACUGAAAGUGUUUCCUUCACCUCUGAUCUAGAAGUUCAACUCGUUAACAAGCAAUAAAAAGGAGCAGGUUUUUAGAGACUUAUCUUACAAGAUGUAUUUUAUAAAGAUUAAAGGAAAUACAUUAAAAUUAAGAACAUUCCAAACGAGAUCUUUGUCUGGCUGUUGCUUUGUUGUGCUGCUUUCCCUCUUCCCCAUGCCCCAACAAGGGGAAGGGCAGCAUUGCCCACCCCAGCAGUCCCCUUUGGGCUCCAUCCCUCCUUGUCCCCACCCCAGCAGGGGGCUCAUGGACCCAGCCCUUUGUUUGCAGCUGGACAGCCCCGAACGUCCGUAUUUCUCCUCAAGACCCCAGAGUGAAGCAGGAUGGCCCCAUUUGGGCACGUGGGCAGACUUGGCUGGGCCGGAAUCCUUACAACCUUGUGCUCUGAAGGCAAUUGGUGGGAUGCUUGCUGCCAACCCACGGGUAGAUGGCAAAGGGUUGGUGGCACAGGGAGGUGACUCUGUGAGGUGGGGUCUUUCAUUCCCCACUCAUCCAUAACCAGCCCAAACCCCCCCUCUCCUCCUCACCCCCAGCCCCUCCGGGCAGCACUGAUGCUUCCCCAUAACUCAGCUGGGGGUUGCUCAGCUGCUCCCCCAGCUCAGCAGUGGGGCUGCUUGUUGCAUCAAUAGGGCCCUUUGUUCCCCACGUUCCCAGAUGCCACCGACCUCCUCCCCCCACGCUGAAAGGGCCCCUGUGUGUGGGUGCCAUCGGCCGUCAGGCAGGAGCGAGAUGGGAACAAAACAGCAUCUCUGUCCAUUGAAAGAGAGCAGCGCUCCCCCCGGGAGGGGUGAGGGUUGGUGACAGUGCGUGAAAGUGGCCAAGGCAUGGAUCUGAGGGCUGAAGGACAUGCCUGGCCUCUUCUGUGUGCUGCUGCCCCAGUACGUGGUGAUGGAGGACCUGCUCUCACCGCCCCUUGCCUGGGCACGCUGAGUCCCCCGGGGUGGCUGAGAACAACCAGGGAACAAACCUUGCCUGGUAGCAAACCUCAUUUCUGCAAACAAGAGCUGGCUGCAAACGCUUUCCCCCAAUGCAGCAGCUGAGACGAGGCUGCAGUUUGCUCCCACAAAGGCUGCAGCAGAGCAAGAAGCCCUGGAGCAGAUCCCAAGGCUCCUCGCUGCUCACCUCCUCUGCAGGGGUGAAGCAAAUCCCAGCCCUCAGCAUCCUGCACCCGCCGAGCACAGAGCCAGCAGCUCCCUGCCGCGAGAGAGCAAAGACGAACCGGGUCCUUCCCCGUGCGAGGACAGAAGGAAGGGGAGCGCCGCACCCAGGGAUGCUCGUGUCGGGACGGCCCGGGGGGGUCCCCAGCCCUUUUCGGGAUCACUUCCGAGGGCUGAGCCCCACAGCCCGGCCCUGAGGAUGCCGGCUCCCAUCCGCAGCCCUCCGGCUCCUCCUGGCGGCCUCGCACCGCUUCUCGGCUCGAGUGCGACGGGCUGAUCCGGCGAGCAGAUAGCUGGAGGUGCUGCGGGCCAUCUGCCUUCCCAGAAGGUCUCACCUGCAGCCUCUCGGGCGCCCAGCUGCUUUCAAUCUGGUUUUGCACACCAUUUGGCUCUGCUAGCAAGAUAUCCGGGACCUGAGAAGCAAUAGCAUGCAGAAAGGAGCGGCAAUAGCACAAGCAGAUGCUGUGCUUGGCUGCCCACGAAGCUGGAGACCUGUGCUAAAUGUGGCCACGUGCCCCCCAAGGACCCCCUGAAGCCGUUGGGGAAGAGCUGCUCCACCAGCCCUGCGUUUUUAAGCCCUCCCUUUUUACCCAUCUUCAGGCACCGGCAGGAGAGCACAUCCCCAUCCACCUCAACUGCUCACAAAGAGCCACAGAGCCCUCUGCUGCUGCUCACAACUCUCAUAUCCUCGUGAGGACUUGAAAACUGAGAAGCAAGAAGACAUCAAAGGAAAAAAAAAGAAAGAAAAAAAAAAACCAACCACCAAUAAAUGAAAGGUUCUGUCAAUGGUAACAGUAGGCUGGGGCCCUGCAAACACAAGGAAAGCAUCACAGAACGAGCGCCCACCCUGCAAGGCAGCAGCAGGAACAGCCCCAUAUGCCCACGUGUUUCAGCAUCGUAUGGAAGUCGUGCCAGGCUGCAGCUCCCUGCAGCCUGAGGGGCUGCAUCCAACGGCACAGGAAGAAGGGGAAGGAAAGCACAGCUUGCUGCUGAGAGCCCAGGCUGACAAUUAAAACCUAGUGACAGGAGGAAGCGGUGUGAAAUGUUUCCAUUCCAGAAGUGUUUUCUGAUGUACUCCUGAAAAGACAAAACUCAUCAGUGGGCGCAGCUUGUAAAUAAGUUACACUCAACCAAUUCUCUGGAUGGAUGCACUCAGGAAUAACCUGAGUUUAAGUAAAAUGAUGUGAUCCCUUACUGGCUUCCCCCUGCCAGAAUUGGCCCUCAGAACUGAUCAACCAAGAACGCAGCACUUCCCAAACUCACUUGAAUACAUCCACGUUUUAUUUGCUUAAAUAAAGGUAGAAUCUCAGUGUUACAAUUCCAGUUUUGUAGCAAUAGCAACAACAGCAGCAGCAUGAGUGGACACAGGGAAAGGAGGGCUGUUGGUGCAGAACUUUGCAACAGAGAGUUCAAGAUUUGGGCUCCUUCAGGAAUUGUGCGUCCCUCAGAAUAAAUUGAACAGCUUCAAUAUAUUAUACUCCACCUCUGAAUGGAUUUUUAAAAACACAUAAGCCUAAUGCUUACGUUUGGCUGAGUUAAACUGAAGGAAAAUCUAGAUAGAGGCCUGCAGAGGUCAGACACUGCUAAAUAAAUAGACCUAAUUCCUAAACGUAUGCUGCACCCACGGAGGCAG